CAUCGGGGGAUAUUUAGGUUGAACAACGCGUGUUGUGUUAAGUUACAAUGUUAUUGACAGCUUUAAAUAUUAAAGCUAAAUUAAUAAUCAAUAAACACUUCAGUCUACAUUAAUAUUUAAAACUAAAUAUUUAGCGGAAGAAACGUGCUUAAAGGUGGAAUUCUUGAAGGACUUGACUCGGUUCUAUAUCGCUUAAAAUGACAGAGACUAAAGUAUAUAACCUGUAGGCUGCUUUCACGACUCUGUACAACAUAAAUUGAUGAUCGAAGUCUCUAGUCUUUCUCCUAGUCACCCAUGGAUUACGACGAAGUUGACAUCCAGGCGGUUCGGUUCCUCACGUCCGACGGGGGUACCAUCCUGUCCUCGCUUUUCCCGGAAAUAUCGUGCGAAAUGCCUCCCGGGACGUUCACCAGUGGCUCGAGGAGCUUCUGCAGAGUUUCCCUUCAGGUCACAAACACUGACCAGUCGAUGGUCCGCCAGUUUAUGGGUAAUGACGCCUUUGUGUCGCCUCUCAUUCUUAUGGAGCCUCUUCGCCGGAAGUUCCAUGCCGCGCCAGUGAUACGAUUGCCACUCCCUGGGUUUGGGCUACAUAAGAUCGACCCCAAGAGCGUCCGGGUGCUAAUUAGCGUGACAGGUUCAAGUGAGUGUAACGACUGGCAGGACAUCACGUCUGUUGUUGGAGAGAGUGCGGUCGCCAAGGCAGCGGAGUCCGGGGUGAUAUUGCUUUGCAACGUUAUCGUCAGCGGCAGGUUUGCCGUAGUCUGCUGCGACAACAGUAUUAUGGAUGUUGCGGAGACCAUGUCAGAGAUGAUGACGUCACGUUUAGAUAAAUCCGAUACAGCUGACCAGCCUCAUCUUGACCUACUGCAUGCCGCACAUGGCGGGGACCUGACCGCCCUCAGGGCCUGUCUGGCGUCGGAAGGCAUGGACAUCAACUUCACCAACAAAAGCGGCCAGUCGGCGCUACAUCUGGCCUGCUCCGCCGGCCAUCAGGCCAUCGUUCAGGAACUGCUCAAGGCCAAGGCUGACAUGACACUCAUCUCACAGAAAGGCAAUGCGGCAAUUCACUUGGCGUGUUUCCAUGGUUACAAAGAAAUCGUAGAACUUCUUCUUGACAACGGUUGUGACGUCAACAUACCAUCGAAGCAUUCCUGUUUCCCACCCCUGUAUGCCGCUAUUUUGGAAACGCACUGCGAGGUUGUGGAAGUCCUCCUUUCAAGAGGAGCCAGCGUCACAUGGAGCUCCCCGGAUGGCCUGUCGCUGCUCCUUGUUGCCGUCUUCACCACGUAUGACCGCGAGAAGACGAUCGCCAUUCUACAACUGCUCUUAGAGAAACUGGACAUUACCAAGCUGGAAAUAAGUCCGGAACUUAAGGACAAGGGAUUCUCUUAUCAUGGGGAGGCGCUACUGCACAGCGUGUGCACGCGUCAGGCUGCCAAAGAUCUGAUUGGUCCGGUGAGAUUGAAACUGGCUAAUCAGAGCGCUUCUUUGCUUCAAGAUGACAUGGCUACGUGCGAGAAAGAAGAUGGAGACUUUAGGAAACUGCUGACAGCUUGCAAGGAAGGAAACAUGGACGAAAUAAUAUUAUUUCUGGAAAACGGAGAGUUGAUAAAUCGAUUAACAAAGGGAUGCGUCAGCUGUCUGCAUUGCGCAUGCGCAAGUGGCCACAUGGAUAUCGUAGAAAAACUUUUGAAGGCGGGAGCUAAUGUAAACACUUUAACACAGUAUGGAUUUUCGUGCCUAUAUAUUGCCUCUUCGGCAGGGUUUACCGACGUCGUAAAGAUGCUUCUGAAGGCGGGAGCAAACACCGACACUUUGACGCAUAUGGGACUGACUUCCAGUGACAUUGCUACAGAGAUGGGAUACAUGAACAUCGUGGCCAUUAUAAAAGACUAUAUGAUAAGGAACGAAUACAUGAAAACAUCGAGAAAAUCCAUAAACACGACCGAGAAAACGGGAAAAGUGAAAGACAAAGAUGACAUGGCUGUGAAAAAGUGUUGUGCACUUAUUUGAAACGACAGAAAACGCAAACAAAAAACAACUCGUUAAAAAAAUAGUCUGAAAAGAUUCUGGCACGUUAAGCACAUAUUGUUUUCAGUGUUCUCUGAAAUGCAUAUGAGUCGCGCUUUCGGAAACGGAUCUUAAUGAAUGUGAGUAAAGUGUCGUCCCUGAUUAGCCUGUGCAGGCCGCACAUGCUGAUCACGGACGGCACUUUCCGCUUUAAUGGCUGUAUGCGUUAAAAGGAAGUGAGGCUCAUAUAGUGUAUGAUGCUUGUAUGAUAUUCUGCGAACUUGUAUCGGCCGAGCAGAUUCUGGUAAGAGACAAUAAUAAUAUGAGAGGCUCAGCAUGAUACAACCAUCGAAACUUUUGAGUAUCCACAGCAUGUUGUUAGUGUUAUCUUCAAUUUAUUAAAGGUUUCUUCAGAAUAAUAUUAAUUAAAAUAUCAAAUCAAAACGUAAACUGUGGUAUGUCUAUAUUUAUAUCGAACAUGUCUUUUAAUCACUUAGAAAGUGAUCCUAACUCCAUAAUAUAUGAUGUUCUACUGUGUUGAGUGGAUAUCAUUGUCGAUGUCAUGUGUAUUUUAUUAAAUAAAUAAAUAAUCAAAU
Molecule: messenger RNA, 2606 nt
Organism: Dreissena polymorpha
Lineage: Eukaryota; Metazoa; Mollusca; Bivalvia; Myida; Dreissenidae
Product: ankyrin-3-like
Exons: 15
Coding region: 295-2013 (572 amino acids)
Molecular function (GO): protein binding
Source: RefSeq, a predicted model, not a curated record